AUGGAGACCCCCGAAGACCCCUUGGCGAAGGACCCCCUGGAGGAAGGAGGCAAGAUGUUUAAGGGCAGCAAGUCCACCGAGAAGAAGGCGGGGAGGGAGGGAGGGAAGAGGAAGGUGGAUCCCCUCCCCAAGUUCCAGGGGUCCCGAUGGCUCGAGGGUGGUGGGCGCCAGAGUAGCAGCAGCGACGAUGACUACGACGACGACUGGGACCUCCCCACGUGGCAGCGGCUGGCCCCGUUCUCCGUGCUGCUUGAAUUUGAGCAGGAGAGUGACCUUUGGGAGAGUCUGUUUAUCGCUCGCGUCUUGCGAUGGCCCCUGAGGCGUUUGAGUCCGGACCAACGGCAGAGGUUCCGGCGCAAACUACGCGAGAUCCCGCUCGAGGAGGGCUUCGUCCGCAUCCCCGAAGAGGCUCUGCACAAGGCAGGAGCCUUUCGUCUCGGAGACCUGCUGCUCAGCUACUACGGCUUAAUUUACGCCGUCGAGUUGGCGACUGACGCGCUGAGGGCCGUUGACUGCGAGUACGAGGCGGACAGGCUCCUUUUUUCCGUCAGGAAAGGUUAUAAUAUGCGGAGCAAUGAAAGAAAGAGAAUAUUGUGGUCACUGGAAGGAGUCGCUAUCACUGGUGAUGAAAUGGUCUGCAAGGGAAGAAAAGAAUUACUUGAAAUUGUUGAAAGGGACCUAGAUUUCUUUUUAUGUGUAUUAUGCUAUGGCUUUAUUAUCACGUGGAAAGAAUACACGGACUUGCGGAAUGCAGAGGAAGAUUCCAAGGAGAAAUGUCAAAAACUGUUGAAUAUGAUCCAGGAAAGGGGGGAGGCAACUUGUUGCUGGUUCCUGGAAAAAGUAGAAAGGAAACAUCCAGGCUCCAUUCAGAUUCUGCUAGUUGCAGUACAUGGCUCGGGUAAAAAAUUGGUCCAGGCAACAGUCCCCGCAGUGCAGAAGUCAGAACCCCCCCUAUUUGCAGAGGACGGAAGAAGCAGCAAGAUGGAAAACCCAGCAAUUUGUGGGGAAAGUGUUGUGUGUAAUCUGUGUCCCUGUGAGGAUCUUCCAGAAACAAUCAGACCAGAGGUGUUUUUGGACUCAGAAACGAGUCGUGAAACAUACAGACUGUGCUUCACGGAGGCUGGGUCCUUCCUUUGCUUGUAUACUGAUGUCAUAUUUGAGGUGAGAGGAGCUGUGACCAUCACCUACCACUUUGAUUCAUGGUCUAAGCACCUGGCCGAACAGAACAUGGAGGACUGGGUUGUCGCUGGGCCUUUGAUCAACAUUGAAGCAGAUCCAGCAGAGGCUGUGGCAGCUGUUCACUUCCCUCACUUCUUGUGUCUUGCAGGUAAAGAUGGUUCCCAAGUCCACAUUGCACAUUUUGUGGAAGGGGGGAUAAGUCUAGAGAAGCCAGACAGAGUGGGGCCGUAUCGUGUUGUGUUGGAAAACCCAAAAUUCUCUCCGCGUGGAGCCAUUUUGAAAACAUCAUGGUCAUUGUUUAAGCGGAAGACACUGGUCCACACUGUGGCACUGCUCUAUCAAAUGGUUCAAUUCCAACCACCAACAUUCCAUCUGUACCUCCUACCCAAUGACUCUUCCGUGAGAAAGGCGGUUCAUGAGCAUGAAGUACAGUGUCCUUCACAGAGAAUAGAGAAGCCCCCCUGGACUCUGAGACCUCUGAGAAUUGGCUGUCGCUUCUUUGUGGAGACAAAUGAUGCCAAAGUUUGCCCAAAGGAAGUGAAAUUUCAAUAUCUGGAUGCCGACAAGCUGCAGCAGUAUGUGGAACUGUCUGCUUGGCAAAUGCAAGACACGUUCAACUUCAGCGUGAUGGAGAAGCGCAAGAAUGAACUCAUUUGGGAGGCACAUGUGGCACAAGGAGAGUUUAAGUCCCCUGAGAUAACUUGCUCUCUUCUACAUGCAGCACAAGAUGCUUGUUGCUGCACUCUGACCCAUACUGCUUCCAGCAGCACUGACUCAGGACAUGGUGUGGAAAGCAGGCGCCAGUGCAGUGUGAAGGUGAGGAUCAUCAGAGAACAUCUAGUGUCCGUCCUGGAGAAUCUGGAUGAGGAUGAACUCAAGAGGUUCAAGCUCAAUCUCAGUGAUUCCCCCAUCAGGGGUGGCUAUGAGAACAUCCCUCAAGGGAGGCUGAAGAAGGCGGAUGUCAUGGACCUGAGCAUGCUGCUGCUGGGUUUCUACAUGGAUGAUGCUGUGCAGGUGACGGCUGAUGUGCUCAGAGCCAUCAACUGCAGGCCUGAAGCAGAGAGGCUCAUCUCCCUCUCCGAGAAUGAGUAAGAAGGAAGGAAUUCCAGCUCACAGAACUCGCUAGGAUGGAAGGCAAAUGGAGAAGUAGUUCAUGCUGAAACCUGUGCCUUAGAACUUAAUAUGAGUCUGCUGGAUCAGGCCAGCAUCCUGUUCUCAUCACAGCCACCCAGAAGCCUGUGGGAAACCUGCAAGUGCAAGAACUCACUCCCUUUCUGUGACUUACAGCAACUGGUAUUCAGAAGCAUUUCUACAUCUGAAUGAGGAGGCAGAGCACAGCCAUCAUGGCAGGGAGCCACGUCUUCCAUGAAGUUGUCCAGUAACUUUUUUGAAACCACCCAAGUUGGUGACCAGCACUGUCUCCUGUGGAAGCAAGUUCCGUGGUCUAACUCUGCGCUGUGUGAAUGACUUUUAUCUGUCCUGUGUCUUCCAACAUUCAGCCUCACUGGAUGCUCACUAGUUAUAUGCCGCGCAGCAGUAAAUUAAUCAAGCAGAGUCUUCUUCAUAAAAAGAAUAAAACUGACCCCAAGGGUUGUGCUGCCCCCUGCCAUCCUCCUCCUUGGAAAACAAUGGAGAGCCCCUUCCCACCAUCUCUGAUCCUUCAGUCUCCAAAAAGAUCUGGAUGUCAAGCUGUUUUGUCUCAGCUCUCCCAGCAUCCUCUCCAACACUUCACUCAGGCCACAACUACAAACAUUUGCCAGUUUUAUAAUGUUUUUGUUUUGUUCUGCUGCUGGGAGAAGGAGAUGCACAUCUUGGGAGGAGGAGCAGGUUUCAAUCCCAGGAGAUGAAGCCAGAGAGAGACAGCCUGUCCUUCUCUGAGCUUCCUGGGUGGUGGAGACUUCAAGUUGGUUUGCCUUAGGGCUUCCUAACAUUUCUCCUUUCCAAUUUGUACAUCUACCAGAGACACCCUGGGGAAUCUACCAGUAAAUUGCGAUCUACCUCUUGGACAUCCCUGCCUGGUAGAUUUAUUUCAUUCCGCAAUCUGGUAGAUUGCGGGAUGAAAUAAAGUGAUCACAGAGUGUAACGUAGCCCCGCUCCCGCCUCCUGCACAUGCUCCAUUUCCACUCUGUUGUUGCAUCGUUAAUUCCAGUGUUUCCUUUACAAAUAAAGCUCAGCAACUUUGGCUCCCCACCCCCCAAAAAAGCUCCUUCCAAUGACAAUGGGUAGAUCACUGCCAGUUUGUUUAUACUGGCAGUAGAUCACUGUUUCUUGGGAGCUGGACGUCCCUGCCUUAGGGCUUCUUAACAUUUCUCCUUUUCAGUUUGUACAUUGUAAACAAAAGUACUUUGCAAUAAAGAUAUUU
Lacerta agilis (Sand lizard) is the source of this 3541-nucleotide messenger RNA. RefSeq lists its product as uncharacterized. Gene Ontology annotation, cellular component: canonical inflammasome complex. The coding region runs from base 1 to 2271 and encodes 756 amino acids. The record is from RefSeq and is a predicted model, not a curated record. NCBI's taxonomy places the organism in Eukaryota, Metazoa, Chordata, Lepidosauria, Squamata, Lacertidae. The transcript is spliced from 13 exons.